Messenger RNA from Closterium sp. NIES-65, 981 nucleotides. The record is from the annotation of a GenBank genome assembly. Lineage: Eukaryota; Viridiplantae; Streptophyta; Zygnematophyceae; Desmidiales; Closteriaceae.
AUGUGUCGGCCGCAAGUGGACCGCCCGCUAGCCGCGCUAUCGCUGCUGCACCACCAGCUGCAGCAGCGCCGCCAGCCAUGGUUAGCGCCCGACUGGUCCCCGCCGGAAUCCGUGCCGGACGAGGCGGAGGCCGCCGCGGCGUGGCUGCGCUUCCAGCGGCGCCGCGUGCGGCUGCUGACGCGCCGAAUGCGCUUCCUGCUGCUGCUGCUGCUCACGCUGGGCGUGCUGCAGAUCUUCCUGGGUGCAUACGUGUCGUUCUGCUUCCACGUGGCUGUCGCUAAGCACCGCGCGAGAAACCAGGAGCUACAGCAGGCGCUGGUGCGGGCAGGGGAGGCGUGGGAGUGGCAGCAGCAGUGGUGGGCGUGGAGCAAGCGGGAGAAGGCGAGAGGGAGAGGAGCAGGGCGAGGCAAGGACAGGGGUGAGGCGGCGCUGGGACUGCCUACUGCCUCCCGCCCUGGCAGCUCGUAUGCCUCUCAUCACCACUGUCACCUGCAGCAUCAUGCCGCCGCCCCUACUGUUGCGCUCUCGGGCCCCUGCUCCUGGGAGGGAGGCUCCAACCACCCGGGCCUACAGCAGCUGCUGGUCUCAGCUGCAGCAGGCACGGCGGCGAGGCAGCAUCAAGAAAGGCAGGGGGAUCAGGAGGAACGCGAGCAGGGUGGGGAGGUGGUGUGCUCUGGGUUGGUAGCGGGAGGGGAGGAAUCUAGGUGCUGGGGUGCAUGGGAGCAGACGGACUCGUUAGGGGACUGCUGGUGGGAGGAGUCAGCAGCAGGUUGCUUGCUGGAUGGACCUCUCACAUGCAGGGGUAGUGGCAGCAGCAGCAGCAGCAGCAGCAGCAGCAGCAGCAGUUGCAGUGCGAGCAGCACAAUUCAGACCUUUCACAUGCCUUCUCAACCCCUAGCAACAUGCCCUGUACCUGCCACGCCCGCGCUCUCCUCUCUCCUCUGCCCGUCUCCUCCCCAACUGCAGUACACCCUAUCGUGA